This is a messenger RNA of Aspergillus homomorphus CBS 101889, 1670 nucleotides long. Its product is annotated as putative signal sequence-binding GTPase GPN3. NCBI's taxonomy places the organism in Eukaryota, Fungi, Ascomycota, Eurotiomycetes, Eurotiales, Aspergillaceae. The transcript has a single exon. Gene Ontology annotation, molecular function: GTPase activity. The record is from RefSeq and is a predicted model, not a curated record. Bases 402 to 1286 code for a protein of 294 amino acids.
AGCGUCCAUGCGUGCGGUGAGGUGGGCGGUGGGGGGAAGAGCCGGCCGGACUUUUCAACAAUCUGCCUCACUUGUCCGCCCGCGGGCUUUCAUCGCUUCCUGCUUAUCCGAAUUAUUGCGUUGGCCAAACCUAUUGUUGCGUUUCUCCGAAUCCCACUGCAUCCAUCCAUCCAGUCCAAUCUCAACCUAACUCGUGGGGGCUAGCUAGUUAAGUUGCUAACUCGCACGUUCGGGCCUUUUCAAUCUAGUCCGUUACUGUCGCGUCAUACUAGAUUGCGCUUACGAAACGAACAUCCUUGCCCCUCAUCUCCGACCUUCCCUUCGGAGGUUACUUUUUUUUCCCCCUCUUAUCGGUCUUUACGUUUCUACCCCCGCCUUCCUCUCUCUCUGUCAUUCCCGCGAUGUCCAAAUUCGGCGUGCUGGUCAUGGGCCCAGCGGGGGCAGGCAAGACAACGUUCUGCAGCGCGGUGAUCCAGCACCUGCAGCACACGCGGCGGAGCUGUUUCUACGUGAAUCUGGACCCAGCGGCGGAGACGUUCAGCUACGAGCCGGACCUGGACAUCCGGGAGUUGAUCACGCUGGAGGACGUGAUGGAGGAGCUGGGGCUGGGGCCGAACGGCGGGCUGAUCUACUGCUUCGAGUUCCUGCUGCAGAACCUGGAUUUCCUGACGGAGGCGCUGGAUCCGCUGAGCGAGGAGUACCUCAUCAUCUUCGACAUGCCGGGCCAGAUCGAGCUGUACACGCACAUCCCGCUGCUGCCGUCGCUGGUGCAGUUCCUGUCGCGCGCCGGCCCGCUCAACAUCAAUAUGUGCGCGGCCUACCUCCUGGAGAGCACGUUUGUCGUCGACAAGGCCAAGUUCUUCGCCGGCACGCUCAGCGCCAUGUCCGCCAUGCUGAUGCUGGAGAUGCCGCACGUGAACAUCCUGACUAAAAUGGAUCAGGUCAAGGAUAUGGUUUCGCGCAAGGAGCUCAAGCGCUUCACUAAUGUCGAUGUGCAGUUACUGCAGGAUGACGAUGAUGAAGCUACUGAGGGGCCAGCAGCUGGCGAUCCCGCCAACAAGGAGACCUUGCUCAGCGGCGGCGCGUUUCAGCAGCUUAACCGCGCUGUCGGCCAGCUCAUCGACGACUUCAGCAUGGUCUCCUUCCUCAAGCUCGAGGCCCAGGACGAAGACAGCGUCGCCGCUGUAUUGAGCCACAUCGACGAUGCCAUCCAGUAUCAUGAAGCGCAGGAGCCGCGAGAGCCGAAUGACGCGCAAGAGGUCGACUAUGAGGAUGGGGAUAUGUGAGGGGGUGUGUGGUUGGGACGUGUGAAGCUGCAGGGGAUUUCGAGGAAUGAAGAUCAGCUGGAACGACAACACAUCAAUCGCCCCCACCCCCCUCCCCCCGGCGCUUUCUCAGACAUACAGACAAAUAGUGUUUACCGACAUUCGUUAUCGCAGGAUGUCAAUUGGACGUCCAGUUCACGCAGGCCGGUUGCCGGGUCGAUUAGCCUGGAGAUGUCGCUUGCGAGCAGGAAUGUCACUCUCCCACCGCUUCUUUGGAUGCAAGCUGCAUGAGCUAGGAGAGACCAUCAUCAUCCAAGGGCUGGGCUAGAAGCCAGGCAAAAGAGGCAAGACGAUCGAUCGCAUCGGAUCUGCAAAGCAAGACAAGUCAGACGCCCGCCAACCGUU